AUGGUCUCCUCCCGUGCUCUGGCUCUCGUAGCCCUCUUUUCAUGCCUUACGUACGCCGUUCCUUACCCUUCUGAUGGCAACGCUCCGCGUGCUCUCGCUGAGCAUCUCAAACUUGACGAAACCCCCACAGACUCCGCCGACAGUCCUGCCAUGCUCGUCCGCCGUACUACCGGCGGUGUCGUGACGGGCCCCGUCGCCGUCUUCAGCAUCAACAACAAGGACGGCGUUGGCGCCGGCGCCGACUCCUACACCUUCUACCGCGGUGACGGAUCUGCUGGCGCUGGCUGGCCGUCCAAGGACAAGUGGGUCUCGUUCGAGAACAUGUGGAACACCAACAAGGACCAAAUCCUGGCCAAGUCUUGCGGCUACAACGGAUGGGGUGCAGAUGACUCGUCUGCUGAGAUCCAAGCCAUUUACGACUCCAUCCAGACUGUCGCCACCGAGACCAAGGUUGACCAUCGCUUCAUCUUGGCAAUCAUUGUCCAGGAGUCCAAGGGCUGCGUUCGCGUUCCCACUACAGGCAACCCUGAUCCCAACAUCUUCAACCCCGGUCUGAUGCAGUGCCACAGUGGCGAUGGCACCUGCGCUAACAAGAACCCGUGCCCCAACUCUGCCAUUUUGCAGAUGAUCCGCGAAGGCUCUGCCGGCACGAACAAGGGAGAUGGCCUUGCACAGGUCCUCAACAAGGCCCAGAGCACUCUCCAUGACAGCGGCGCCCGCACCUUCUACGCUGCAGCCAAGUAUUAUAACGGCGGCUCCAUUCCCCCCAGCAACAACCUUGAGGACGGCUGCUGCACGCGUUGCUACGCUAGUGAUGUGGCUAAUCGUCUCACCGGCUGGACUUCCGCUGCCACCAAGUGCAACCUUUGA
This is a messenger RNA of Diplodia corticola, 870 nucleotides long. Its product is annotated as glycoside hydrolase. The transcript is spliced from 4 exons. Bases 1 to 870 code for a protein of 289 amino acids. Lineage: Eukaryota; Fungi; Ascomycota; Dothideomycetes; Botryosphaeriales; Botryosphaeriaceae. The record is from RefSeq and is a predicted model, not a curated record.